CGAAGUUGGUGGUCGCGAGCUGUUUUAUACAUUUAUACGUACAUUCGAUUUGUAGUAGCAGCCGAGAUCGUCAGUAUCCUGGGAGAAUAGAAGUCCACUGGAAGCCUAGAAGUUGUGGUUUGUGGGUGGAAAAAAGGAGUGCAUAUAGAAGGCGAUCGUAGAAGACCUUGAAGAAUUGAAAAAUUGCAAGUGAACGGGAAAAUAAUAAUUCUAACAUCGCAACGACUAGCGUGACCCCAACAAAGCAUUAUGUCGCUUGACAAUCGGAACACUUCGGCUCAGUUCAAGCGAGCAGAACAGCUGAAGCGGUGGGAAGAAUCGGAAAUGAACAAAAAAGCCAGCGGCAUCCCGAAAAGUCCAUCUUCGCGCCGCAUCAAGUUUUCGUCUGGCUGCAUCUUUCUGGCGGCGUGCGUUGCCGGUGACAAGGACGAGGUGGAAUGGCUGCUCAAAAACGGUGCCGAUAUUGACACGGCCAAUGUUGACGGUUUGACUGCGCUGCACCAGGCCUGUAUUGACGACAAUCUCGACAUGGUGGAGUUUCUCAUACAGAAAGGAGCCGACGUGAACCGGAAGGACAACGAAGGCUGGACACCAUUGCACGCAACAGCUUCAUGCGGAUUCCUUAGCAUAGCACGGUACUUGAUCGAGAACGGUGCGGAUCUGGCCGCCAUCAACAGCGAUGGCGAGUUGGCGGUCGAUCUGGCUAACUCGGACGCGAUGGAAGAUAUGAUACAGCAUCAUAAUGAAGAACAGGGCAUUGAUUGUGAGGAGGCGCGUCAGGCAGAGGAACGCAUCAUGCUGAGCGAUGCAACCCGGUGGCUGCGCACUGAUAGCAACGAUUGUGAUAAGGUGCACCCGAAAACGGGUGCCACAGCGAUUCAUGUUGCGGCCGCCAAGGGCUACAAUCACGUGUUAAAGCUUUUGUUGGAAGGACGGGGCGAUGUUGAUCGACAGGAUGUGGACGGGUGGACGCCGUUACAUGCAGCCGCCUACUGGGGCCAGAAGGAGGCCACACAGAUGCUACUGGAUCACAGUGCCGAUGUCGACAUCCAGAACUUCAGCGGCCAGCUAGCUAUCGACAUUGCGCAGGAUGAUAUUGUACCGCUGCUGAAGGAUGCGCGUAAGAACGCGAAGCGUACUAAGCGUAGACCACCUAGUCGGUGUAGAAUUACGGAUAAUUUUGAAAAUAUCACGGAAACACCAACGAAGGUGAUUCGAGUCGAGGUGAAACCGAUCGAUAGUAACAAAGAGAAGGAAGACAACGCCGACUGGGGCUGUACCGGCAGCGGCGAGGAACAUCUUGAUCCGGACCAGGAAAAGCAAAUCGCGUCCGAUGCUGAAGAAGUGGAGGAGGAAGGCCAGGAGGAAGAUGAUGCGAAACAGGAGGAGAUGGAUGGCGUAGAGAAAGAGGAAAAAGAGGAGGAGGAAGAAGAGGAGCAAGGAAGGCCGAUUGCAGAGGUGGAACCACUAGGGUUGGAUGUUCCGGAAAUGGUGAUAGUAUCGAGGAGUAAACAAAAAGAUUCCGAACAUGUUCUAUGCGUUCGUCACACGAUGAUCAAGCAAAAGGAAGAUGAAUCGGAAAGCGAUGAGGAGGAGGAGCAGCAAGACGAUGCAAGCGUUUCAUCGGAGCCAUACUCAUCCUCCAAUCCGUCGGCCGACAGUAGUUUAACAGAAUCUGAAACAGACGAAUCGACGUUGCCUCUUCCCGUGCCCAUUAUUUCUCGUCCGUUACCGGUACCUCUGACGGCACAAAUAGUCAUUCCGAAGCCACGUACCAUCGAUACUCUGGUGGGCAGUUCGACGAUGCCAACUACUCUGACGAAUGCUACCUCCACCACUAGUAAUACUCUUCUAACGAUGGCGCCAUGGAGGCGACACCGCGCCAUUUCAACGCCCAUACCGGGGCAAUUUUUCGAAUAUGAAGGAGAACCAAACUCGACUAACCGCUCUGUUGCACAGCCGCUCAGCCGCAAUUCCACGGAUGAUGUUGACUCUGCUAACCUUCGUUUUGAAGUCUCUUCCACAACUCGUAACCAAGUGUCGGAAAAAGAAAAUCAACCAACUGAACCAGAUGUAAUACUGCGGAGGACGCAGAGUUUCGAAAAUGACGAAAAAUUCUACCAGAAAUACGCAGAGCUGCGGGCACGGAUACAGGCUAACGCAUGUACUCACGCAAUUUUGCCGCCAUCAACGGUUAUCAACAACACUAAAACAAGCCCCGGCUCGAACAACAACAAUAACAACUCACCUACUGCAACGACAACACCAGCAUCGAACAAUACAUCGUAUCUUGUGCAGCGAUCGGCAUCGUUGAAGGACUAUCGUACGUUAAGAAAAACCACAAGCAAUUUGGUACUUGGCAGCACAACGGUGGUACCAGCCCCUACAAUUGCUUCACCGCCCACACCUUCGGUUGCUGCCACUCCCACAGUGCCAUCGACCGCUAGCAACACUAGCAGUAUCGCGUCGCCACCCACAAGUCCUACGGGUACUCUGACCACAACACCGACUUCCGGACAAAUCAGAAGAUCAUUUGUGCCACCGACUCGAGACGAAGAAAGCGAAACCCAACGAAAGGCGCAUGCGAAACGGGUACGCGAGACACGCCGUUCCACGCAAGGCGUUACGCUCGACGAGAUCAAGAGCGCCGAGCAACUGGUGAAGAAAAAGAACAACGUUGUCGGUACCGAGUUCAAACUUGAAGAUGUGUCCACAAUGACUGUCGUACAACAACCAACGUUGCAAUCAGCCGUCAGUGAUAGUCCAGCGCAUGAGCCCUCUUUCACCAACAAGGCAGGAGCAGAGCACGGUACGGUCACUACUAGGCUUACAUCGGCAUCGUCGGGAUUGUCUCAAAGAGGGCAGCAACAGCACAAUGGCGAUAGUUCUGGAAAUGCUAGAACACGGCCAUCAUCAGCCGCUGGUUCAAAGACAUCAUUGUCUGGUACUGUUUCUUCUGGCGAACACUACAAUCGUGUGGCGAGCACAACGGAAUCCGUCGGCGCAACUGAUACUAGUCUACUCCAUUUGCGAAGACCACCACGAUCUGCAGCUGGAACGUCUUCUACGGGUGUCAACGCCGAGGAAAACAAGGAAAACGAUAAGGAAAAUGAUAGCCGUACGGCACAGGCUACGCAAGCCGUUAUUCAGCGGCGUAGACGACAGAAACGUCGCUCGACCGGUGUUGUCCCGGUUGGUAUGGAGGAUCUCGACCCAGACAGACAGGACUCUCCGGUAGAUGGUGACGAAAAAGAGACAGGUUCGGAACGCGGUCGUUCACGCGUUGGUUCGACAGCCUCAGAAGCGGACACCGCCAGUGGUAGCAAGCCGCAACAGAACUCGUCCCGGGAAAAUGGUGGUGAUUUUAUCGACUACAAAGCUCUCUACGAACAGGAAAAAGCCGAGAAGGACAAACUUAAAAUGUCCCUUCGUAAGAAGGAUGAAGAGGUGGUAACGCUUAAAGCAGCCCUCGAUCGAUUUACUACAGCGACCACCAAAAACAAUUCGCUAUCCGAGUUGGAGAAACGAGAACGACGCGCCAUGGAGCGAAAAAUGUCAGAAAUGGAAGAAGAAUUGAAGUUACUGCAGAAGUAUAAAACCGAAAAUGAUCGCCUGCGAGCCGAGAACCGGGCACUAACUCGUGUCGUGUCUAAAUUGACAACAUCGGCACAAAAUCAAAUGCAAAGCAAAUGAGCGAUAAUGAGCAACCACGUAUGUUUUGCAAAGUAUCGGAUCGCAUCCGAGAAUAUUUGCUCUCAGGAUUUUUGUGAAGACCGCCGGAGAGAGCUAAGUUUUUUUUUUUCCAAAACGUCGUAGUGCAGCCAUCUAUAGGCAUCAAUCUAAUAUGUUGGUGGUUAAUCAGUAACUAUUGUGGGUAACAUAUGUUAUCACCUCGUUUAGUGCUUAACCCAAAUGAUCGAAUCUUGUACUCGAUGAGUAAGAUUGAUAUUCAUCGUGAAAUGACAUGAAUAGAAAAAUGUAGCCAACAUACUGCACGUGUUAGUGUAACCACCACGUUACCGCGUUUAACCGAUGCGUUGUAGCUGCAACACAUGUUGAACGCGCUUGUUGUACUUUGUAGCAGGAAAUUGAUAUAAAUAUAUAACUGAAAGAAAGUUGCUUUCUUUCUUAGUCUUCCAAAAUUAAGUCAUGUGGGGCGAUGCUUCUCCUUUGUGGUUUCUGUACACUGUUCGUUACCUUCGAUACUUCGCCGAUUACCGUAUUUUAGGUAGGAACUAAGAGUUGUGUUCAACUGGUUCUGUCCAUCUUCAACCAACACUACCACCAUCAAUGUCCAGCUCGCCACCACAACCAAAAACAGCUAUCCAUCAUCACCAAUAACCACCAAGUGCCUUCGGAACUGCAAUUUGUCCUAUCGACACCACCACCUGUUGACAGCAAACAAAACCAAAAGGCAAACUAAAAAUGAGCAGUGCAACAAGUUCGAUUUUCACAUCGCCAAGUCCGCACUCUUUUCGCAAUUGGAAGCCCUUAAAACGGAAAAUCAGCGUCUCAAGGACGAAAACGGCGCUCUGAUUCGAGUGAUCAGCAAAUUGAGCCGAUAAUAAUCGCCUAGGCAAAGGACCAGUACUUUUGUCGCAUCCUCCAACAUUAUUCCAGUGUGAGAGUAACUUGAGCAGUACCAUCAGCGUAUUCGAAGUUCUUCUUUCAAAUUGCUAGUGGUUUUGAUAUCAUUAUCAUCAUCAGUUAACGGUACUGAAGACAAGCGAACGAUGCCACAGAAAGCCACCAAGGAUCUGGUACAGUGCCGCAUGCAGAUCUUUUCUACAACUUCAUUGAACGGUUUGCGUAGAAAUACAUUGCUGUGAGGCUGCUGAUCACACACUCUUGGCCGGUAGUGUACGGAAAACAUGUAACGUUCUUCCGUGAUUCGUUAUAACCAGACGUCAUCACAUAUACGGUGCGUUCGAGUGGCCGACCAGACGAAAAAUAUUUAUGUCCUCCAAACGCUGUAAUUUUUGCCUUAGGUAAUGUUUAGCUUAUAAGUGAGGCUAGGGCUAGGCUAAAAUAUAUGAAGAACAGAUUUCAUGCCUUGUAACAACAACGUAAGCCGCACCGAGACUUAGACAAUGAUGUUUCGUAUCGUCAAGAGUCACUGGAGUUCACAAAGAAAGGGAGAAUGCGGUCCAAACACAAUCGAACAAAACAGAUCCCAGCUUGUUGACAAAAACGUAUUCAUAUGUGUGUAUCGCUAUUGUGUGUUUCACCAUCCUAGGUCAGCAUAUUCAUAUUUUUGGGCAUUUUAUUAAUCAUUCAUUGUCGUAAAUAAAAAUCCACCAAAAAGAUUGGUAAUUUUCUUUUAUUAUGUUGUUAAUGUUAUUUCUUGAUUUAAAAAAUGAAAUUUCAUCUGAAAAGUUUACGUGGGCACAGCUCAUUUAAGCAGUCAGCUAUAGCUGACUAAAGAUUCGAGUUUUUUCUAUUAAAGGCAACCUUUAGAGGCAUAUCUUAUCGAAUGUGGUAGGAAUUUAAUCACGUCACAAUAAUAUAUCCGCUGGGAAUUGCGAAAUCACAGGAAUGGCAUUAGAUAAGUAAAACAUCUGGACGCAGUGUGUGCGCACACACUGUAACCAAGCACGUAUUAGUUUGUUUCUUCGUAAUUAAACUAAAACAAUGCUGCAUUAGAAUUUGCUAAUCGCUCUUGCUGAUCCUGUUUUGAACCGAUCAAGAAUUGGUUAGAGAAAUUCAGAAAGCUCACAGAAAACAAAGCAAUAUUCCAGAAUGUUUCCGGGUUUUUUGUCUACUUUUGUUAUUAUUGUUAAUGUUUGUUUGUAUAAAAAGAAAAAAAAAUGAAGUUUAUAUAAUUGGUGAGUGUAAUGAAAAACAAACCAGAUAUUGCAGGUUAGAAACAGUUGACAGAAACCCAACUUUAGUGGUAGAUAGACAUAAUCGAACAUCGCAAGAACACAGAGAAACACAGAAAAAGAGCCAACAAGACGGAGUUCAACCGAAUGAGUGUUAAUACAAUCAAAAAAAACAAUGCAGGCAAUUGAAAGGAUUAUAUUUAUAGAACGAUAAUUGCAUCACGAGUAUGUGAAAAUGGCUAUAGUUCAUCAUGGACAAACGAGAAAGAGACAUAUGAUCGGAAAUUCAGCACAUCAAUUCAGCGACCACCAACGCAGUCAUCUUAACCGGUAACAAAAGGCCAAAAGGAUUAGUGAAGCCAUUGCGAAAGUUAAAGCAUAAACAUAGAAAACACAUAUUCACUAAUUAAAAAGAAUGUAAAAUCAAACAAACAUAUACCUACGAUACAAAAAGCAAACAUGCACAUGAAAUCCGACUUGAAACAGGCAAACUUUGAAGAAACAAGAAAUUGUGAUUGAUUAAGGAGCUGGAUGGAA
Molecule: messenger RNA, 6359 nt
Organism: Anopheles bellator
Lineage: Eukaryota; Metazoa; Arthropoda; Insecta; Diptera; Culicidae
Gene: Mbs
Product: protein phosphatase 1 regulatory subunit 12A
Exons: 18
Coding region: 250-3693 (1147 amino acids)
Cellular component (GO): cytoplasm
Molecular function (GO): phosphatase regulator activity; protein kinase binding; enzyme inhibitor activity
Source: RefSeq, a predicted model, not a curated record